Messenger RNA from Hydractinia symbiolongicarpus, 2137 nucleotides. RefSeq names its product hypoxia-inducible factor 1-alpha-like. Bases 142 to 1863 code for a protein of 573 amino acids. The transcript is spliced from 9 exons. Gene Ontology annotation, biological process: regulation of transcription by RNA polymerase II. The record is from RefSeq and is a predicted model, not a curated record. Gene Ontology annotation, molecular function: DNA-binding transcription factor activity, RNA polymerase II-specific; RNA polymerase II transcription regulatory region sequence-specific DNA binding; protein dimerization activity. Gene Ontology annotation, cellular component: nucleus; cytoplasm; transcription regulator complex. Lineage: Eukaryota; Metazoa; Cnidaria; Hydrozoa; Anthoathecata; Hydractiniidae.
CAGGUACCCACAAGAAACAUUUUAUUACAACGAUUGAGAGAAGUGUUUGCAAAAUUUUAAGUUUUUAAUUUUCUUCAGGAAACGUAGUUGAAAAGUAGUUAUCUGACGAAACAUUACCAAGACAAAAAGCAGUGCACUGGUAUGGAACAAAUAAAGAAAAAAAAGUCCAGGGAUGCAGCACGACAACGUCGUGGUCAGCAAAAUGAUGAGUUUGGUGAAUUGGCUGCCCAGCUCCCCUUGCCCGAGUCAAUGACAGAAAAGUUAGAUCGUUUAUGUGUAAUGCGAUUAUCAAACAGUUACAUCAAAAUCAAACAUGUCUUGCAGCAAGUGAAUGCUUCUAAAAAAGAACUGACAAAGUUUGGAUUGAACGAAUUCACAUCGUGCAUUCAAGACGCACUGGGUGGAUUUCUAUUUGUACUUGCAGAAGAUGGUCAAUGUUUGUACAUGUCACAAAAUGUUACUGAAAAUCUCGGCUUACAACAGCUUGAAGUGACAGGCCACAGUAUAUACAAAUAUGUGCACCCUUGUGAUCAGGACAAUCUAGCCAAGCAACUGGGAGGGCAAGUGCCCCUUGAAGAUAUGGAGAUAUUUGAUGGUCUUUACUGUGGCGAUAACUCACACUUUGUAAAAAAUCCUAAGCAAGCAAUCUCAUCUGAAUUGGAAAAAAGUCCACAUCGUUCAUUUUUCUUGCGAAUGAAGUCAACAUUGACAAGUCGUGGCAAAAGUGUCAACAUCAAUGCUUCAAUAUAUCGGGUUGUCCACUGCACUGGCACAAUUCAGAUGUAUCGAACCAAACUUGGAACAUCAGACAGUUCCAUGACACGCUGUUUGCUUGCGGUUGGAAGCCCAUUGUUGUCAAGUGCCACUUUUGAAGUUCCAAUUGACCGCCAGACGUUCAUAACCAAACACUCAUUGGAUAUGAAAAUCUCUGAAAUUGAAAACCUUGGCAGCGAUAUAAUUGGUUACGGUUCACAAGCGAUGCUUGGUACGUCGUGGUAUCUCUACACACAUAUAUGCGACUCCAAUGUGUUGAAGGACUGUCAUGACACUGUAUUGAAACAAGGUCAAGCGGUUAGUGGUUAUUACCGUGUUCUGGUGACGAGUGGGGGCUGGAUAUGGAUGCAAACUAAAGCCAACAUGGUGUAUCUGUCCACUACUGGUCAACCGCAAUACAUCAUAUGUGUUCAUUAUGUUAUCAGUGGGUUAGAACUUGAAGAUCAACUGUUAUCAAGCGAACAGCUGAUGUCAUCGAGACCAAUAAGAAAGCGAGCACGAGCUGUAGAAGAUGAACGCCAUAUGGCGCCGAUGAAAAAGUUGUUUAACACCAAACAGGAAUACGUGGAAGCUCGCAAACCGCAUGUCGACGAGCUGUCGGAAGAAGACGAACUAGGACAAGAUAUAGACGAUUCAGAUAUGCCCGGUUUGGAGUUCUUGGAAGUAACAGACGACUUCGAAGAUUUCGAAGGCUUUGCUGCGCGGUCUCCAUUUAUUCCACCACCGUUUAUCGAUACCGAACUAAAGGCUAGCAACGUUGAUGGAGAUCUUACUUCUAUUCUUGAGGAGAGUGAGCUGUUAAAUCGUGCUCCUUACAUCCCUCCACCAUGCAUCGAUAAAAUAAUGUCUUUUGAUGACUUGUCUAUGUCUGGACUGGACGAUUACGACAUCCCACUAGCUAAUAACUGCCAAAUACCGUCCACACAAUCACUAAUGAACUCUGCUCUACCGUCAAAUAUGAACCAGUUUUACGAUAUAGGCAACGCCAAAGUGCCCCUUCAUUUGCUGUCGAAGUAUAGUGCCGCCAGUAAACUAAUUGAAAAACCGAAAACAGAGGUCGUUGCGGAUGGCUCGCGGCCUUCUCGAUAAGACGUUCGCUGGGCGGGUUAUACAAUGAAAUGUUAUUUGGUUGAAUUUGUAAAUUGCAAUUAUAUGUGCUUAAAACAAGCAAAAAUUAAUAUCUGGCAAUUACUUUUUGACAUUAUGAGCCAAUUUUAGUGAUCACAUCGAAUCUUCGUGACAGGGCGUGGCCACUGUUGCAUAUUGUGUUCUGAGAGAUGUUUUUUUUGCACUCUGGAGUGUAGUUUAGAGGAAGACAAAAGAUCCGUGUACUUAUUUUUUUAAAGAAAUAAUGGUUCAUUAU